This is a messenger RNA of Daldinia vernicosa, 1740 nucleotides long. RefSeq lists its product as uncharacterized. The transcript has a single exon. NCBI's taxonomy places the organism in Eukaryota, Fungi, Ascomycota, Sordariomycetes, Xylariales, Hypoxylaceae. The coding region runs from base 229 to 1317 and encodes 362 amino acids. The record is from RefSeq and is a predicted model, not a curated record.
GACGAUUAUGUAGAAGCAAUAGAGUCACGGAACCAGAAAGGACCGAGCGCAUCGACAUUGCCUGACAAUCCUAGGAGACGAGACUCUAUAUCUGCGAAUACUAAACCUGGCAAGAGCACGCACCCCUACGAUACUGGAGUUGAAGACACAACCGCAAUAAUUAGGGACGACGGACAAGUAACACCCGCGUCUCGCCAUACGGAACGAACCGAUACCGAGAGAGAGCAAAUGCCACAAGCUCCGGAUCAGUCACGAAAGAACAAGAAAGUCAACUCAGCUUCCAGUCUCCGGAAUCAGACGUAUGCGCCUACGCCGCAGAGAAGGAGCAAAUUAACAGUUACACCGGAAUCUCAGGCCAGUUGCGAACGCUCGAACGAACGCAGAACUAAGUUCCGUAGCAUUCUUGGACUAACCAAUAAUAAAGCGAAGACGUCAAAUACUGGUCCUUCAGAACGCGUAUCGACAUCUCUAGACCAGCUUUCGAUAGAACCGGAGUCCCAAGUAGAAGAAAGCCGUCAAGAAUCUUGGUGGUCCUUCAAGAGGCGGAUGGGCACACAUGAUGGAGAUAGAGACAUGAUCUCCGUCCCAGCAAAGAAAUUAAGGCCUCACAAUAAAGAGGACAGGAGCAACAUGGAGGAAACGGCAAAUGCCCGAAGGGUGCGGAAUAGCGGUGCAAAUGGUCGCGGAAGCGGUUAUAUACGGGAUAAGAUGAAGAAGAAGAAGGAGGAAUCGUCGGAAAGAAACGUCGACCAAGCGAAAAAAGCAUACGGUGAAACGGAGAAAACGGAGAAGGAAUCUUUAUCUCCACGAACAGACGCGGAACUAGCUAAAAUACCGGGGCCAUCAAAGCGGCGCCGAAGGAGCAUAUCCUCAACCCAGGUUCGUGCGAGUACGGCCGGAACUAAUUCCACACCCAGCAACGUAGCAACGCACAAGGAUAUCGCUCGAGAAGAAUGGAGGCAUCAAACCCCGUCUCCUAUGAUUCCCACUCAGGUUUUGCGAUUGCUGCUAGGUCCCGGGAAGUCGCCGUCACCGAAAAUAGGAACACAGCUAGACCGGGAGGAUAUCGAAACUCGUACAUCAGUAUCAUCCACGGCUAUGCUGGGACGACAAAGUCGGGAGGGUCGUACUUCUGGCAGACAGUCGACGGAACAGAAAAAUAGAGCAUGGAUUCCAUUCUGGGUAUCAUCUCGGCCGCAGGUAGGACUUUCAAGGCAUGAUAAUGCCGACGGGGCGGCAAGACAAGAAGAAGAUCUUGCGGAGCCGAGUACGGGGGAGCAGAGGAGGAUCACACGCAGGAGAUGGAAAAGUGGAUAGAUGGCCCCAUGCUCGACCGGAAGAAUGAGAGGGAGAGCUUACGCUUUGUAUAAGGCAAUGAUCAUUGUUAUAUAAUAUUCUUAACUAGCAAAUUAGGUACCUAAAUGAUAUAUUUUUAUGAUUCUGGACAGAGGAGUAAGAUGGUGGUGAAGCUGCAGAAUGUUGACAUGCAAGAUUCCCGCAAGGUUAUCAGAUAUGGAAACCAGGUCGGUGGUCGGUGGUCGGUGGCAUCGGAAAAAAAAGCCUCGAAAUGUACCUGCAUGCUGACGCGAUUUGAAGCAAUCCAUCGAAAAUCGGGGUGGGGUUUGUCGUAGACUUUGCAGGCGUCGGCACCGCGGACGGCUAGUAGAACUACCUACUACAUGUAAUCAGGAUGUAAUUACCUACCUAAAGGUAGGAGGUACCCAAAUAGGUGGGGUGGAG